AUGAAUUUCCGGAGAAGAGACCGGAAGCACGAAGGCCCGGUUGUGCCGGACGAGAAGGUUCCAGAGCCCAGGCCAACUUUCCAGCCUCGCCGGAACGGCCACAGAGUGUUAUCGUUCAAGUUGAUCUUGGGCCUUUUGGUGUACUUCCUUGUUAUCAUACAUUACUUUGAACGUGUCAGGGUGAAAAAUGCUGUCAAUCUGUGCCAAUGGGAUAAUUGGGAACACUGGAGUGGCGAGAAGGCCGACGUGACGCCUCAUAGGGUUGCGUUCAUUGCUGAUCCACAGCUUGUGGAUGAUCAUACUUACCCCAAACUACCCAGACUCGUGGGGUACCUUCUCAGACGAAUGAGCGACAAUUACCUCCAUACGAACUACAAGUUCAUGCAAUAUUACCUUGAUCCAGAUACGGUUAUCUUUUUGGGUGAUAUGUUUGACGGCGGCAGGGAGUGGGACGAUAAGAUGUGGUUGGACGAGUAUAAGCGAUUCAACAAGAUCUUCCCGAAAAAGCCGAACAGAAGGUCUAUCCGGUCGCUUCCUGGAAACCACGAUAUCGGGUUCCAGAAUGUCAGUACCCACAAUAUGGAGAGGUUUGCUGCUUAUUUUGGCGAAGCCAACGACUUCUAUGAGCUUGGAAACCACACUAUCGUGCAAUUGGACACGAUAUCCAUGUCUCAUGAAGACCCAGCUGUACAUACGCAAGCGAGAGAGUUUUUGGCUUCGCUAGACACAAAAAUCAACCCCAGCAUGCCCAGGAUGGUAUUGACUCACGUUCCGCUUUAUAGAGAUCCUCGUGUGGAGACCUGUGACGCGUUGAGAGAAAGCUCGAGACCGUUCCCUUUACAAAGGGGACACCAGUACCAAACCGUCAUUGACUACUCAUAUACCCUGCAAAUUCUUAAUCAGUUGUCGCCAAAGAUCGUCUUCAGUGGUGAUGAUCACGACUACUGUGACAUGCAUCACGUCGAUUACACCGACAACUCCAAAAUCUUGGCCAGAGAGAUUUCUGUCAAAACCGCAUCCAUGACAAAUGGCAUCAAGUAUCCUGCAAUUCAGCUUCUUUCGUUGAAUAACCCAUACGAUCCAAAUCCAAAGUCAAAGCUAGCAUCUCCUGAUGAUACCACAACUUACAAAACCAUGAUGUGCUACAUGCCUACUCCAUAUGCUGGCGCCAAGUUCUACGGUUUAAGUUAUUUGGUCGCCGUGGGCAUUUUGGUUGCUUGUAUAGUUUACCCUGAACGAAUCGAGAUCUAUCUCGAUAAGUCGGCCGGUUCCUCGCUGGUUUUACCGAGGUUCUGGCAGCAUUGCAUGGUCGAGCACGAAAAGCAUUCUUCUUUCAGGAAAAGACUAAAUGAAGUCGGCUUCCAUAGCGCAAUCUUGUUAUGGUCGAUAUUAUGCAUUCUAUCUUUAUACAAUAGAAGAUGA
Molecule: messenger RNA, 1422 nt
Organism: Candidozyma haemuli
Lineage: Eukaryota; Fungi; Ascomycota; Pichiomycetes; Serinales; Metschnikowiaceae
Product: putative lipid phosphatase
Exons: 1
Coding region: 1-1422 (473 amino acids)
Biological process (GO): GPI anchor biosynthetic process
Cellular component (GO): endoplasmic reticulum
Molecular function (GO): hydrolase activity
Source: RefSeq, a predicted model, not a curated record